Spodoptera exigua (beet armyworm) is the source of this 1916-nucleotide messenger RNA. The record is from the annotation of a GenBank genome assembly. Lineage: Eukaryota; Metazoa; Arthropoda; Insecta; Lepidoptera; Noctuidae.
GGAUGCAGCCCCUUCUACUGAACAUUCCUAUUCUGUGAUAUUUUUUUAAUAAGUGCAGUUGACGCCGAUUGUACUUGGAAAAUCAAAUGGAAGAGCAAAGCACGUCGACGGUAGAUGCCGAAGCAGCAGCAGCAACAGCAACAGGAGCACAAAAUGGAGAACCGGUAGAAGAACCAGGAAACAGAAAUGGAAUGAACCAGAAGAUGUUGAAACGAAUGGAAACAGUUCCUGACAUCAAACGAGACACUUCUGGCAUUACCACACAGUACAUUGCUACUGGGAUAGUCAAUCUUGGAGCUUUUGCAGCUGGUGUUUGUGUGGCUUGGUCAUCAUCAGCACUACCGUUAUUGAUAUCUGAACCUUUUGAGCCACCGUCGCCGACUCGAGACAUUAUUGCCAUUGAGAACACACCACCAACCCUACUUCCUCCUGCACAUACUAAACUUUCGCUCACACCUUCAGAAGCAUCUUGGGUGGCAUCUUUACUCUGUCUUGGCGCACUAUGGGGUGCAGGACCAGCGGGUCUUAUUUCGGAGUACUUCGGAAGGAAGAAGACCUUGCUUUACUUGGCUCUUCCAUUAGUGGUGUCGUGGAUACUCGUCGCUUCAAGUCCAAAUGUCUACGGUCUAUACGUUGGGCGCUUUGUUGGUGGAAUGGCGUUGGGAGCCUUUAGUGUUGGCAUACCACCAUACGUGGAAGAUAUAGCUGAGAAGCACAUACUGCCAACGCUUGCCAACUUCUACCAUGUACACUUCAGUUGCGGUGUUCUGUUUGGAUAUAUUAUUGGUUUAGUUGAAAACACCUCAUGGCUGACAGUUCUAUGCGCUAGUGUACCAACAGCAUUCUUUGUUGCCUUCAUCUUUCUCCCUGAAUCACCAGCCUACCUGAUGUCACAAGGAAAAUUCCACGAGGCAAAGGCAGCUCUACGCUACUUCAGGGGCAUCGAUAACGACAUUGACUCAGAAAUGAAAGCUUUGAAAGAACGCCUUAGAAACUCUGCAAAGAUCAAGGUCACUUUCAAAGAACUCUUUGGUACCAGAUCCACAGUGAAAGCUCUAAUUGUCUCUUUCUUACUUAUGGUCUUUCAACAGAUGAGUGGCAUAUUUCCCGUUCUUUUCUACACCAAAAAUAUUUUUGAAACAUUUGCUAUUUCUCUCAAUCCUCCCAGUGCCGCUAUAAUUUUGGGUUUCUGUUUUGUUUCAUCCACAUACUUUUCUACUAUGCUUUUAAAAGUUGUCAGAAGGCGAAUACUAUUGAUGGUCUCCUUUGCAGCUAUGGCUGUGAAUUUAGCUUGCCUUGGAAUUUACUAUCAUUUGAAAGCAUCAAACUUUACUCCAGGUGGUACCUGGAUUCCACUAUUCACUCUUUGUCUUUUUGUAAGUUUCUAUGCAUCUGGCGUGGGACCGAUCCCAUGGCUGAUGCUAAGGGAAAUUUUUCCAACUCACAUGACACGAAGAGCGACAGCUUUAACGGCUGGUUUCCAUUGGUUCUUGGCAUUCUGUGUUACGAAAUUUUAUCAGAAUUUGAUAGACAUGGUUAAGCAUGGAUGGACGCUAUUGGCUUUUUGUAUAGUUUGCAUAGUGGGAAUUGCGUUUGUAUUCUUUUUCGUUCCGGAGACGAAAGGUAGAACGCUAGAAGAGAUUCAAAAUGAGUUCGAAGGAAUUCAUAAAAAAAGAAAGCACAGACACGUUAUAGAGGUAGAGAGCGUAUCAGAAGCUUAGAUCAAGACUGUUAGGAUUUGGAUUGUUUAGUAGAUCAUCCAAAUCCAUAGAUUUAUUUAUAAGUUCAGUUGCUCAAUUUUUUAUAAUGAUUGUCCAAAGUUAAAUUAGAUUUAUAUUCUAAUAAGGUUAAUGUUAGUUUUCGUCAGACAAACGUUAUAAAUUAAAGAGAAAAUGUAAAUUAUUUUUUAAUCCUAG